AUGGCCACCACUGCAUUCGACAAGACAGCACUCCAGACUAUGAAGCGCGGUGCGCUUCACAAGCUCGCCAAAGAGAGUGGAGUGCGUGCCGUUGGUACAAAUCAUGAGAUCAUAGAUAGACUUCUCUCCCUGCAAGCAACCACAAGUAGCGAUCGCAUUGGAGCUCCAGACGAACGACAUGUCCUCGUCGACGUCAAGAACAAGGCAGACAGCGAGGAUGUGCCUCAGAAGGCGAUCGCUGUGAUUCCUAGCAAAGACACUGCGAUCAGGCGACGACAAGCAACGCAGGGAAGGGACACCUUCAACGAUGCGGAAAAAUCUGGUAUUGAGGAGUCACCACGGCGGAAAUACUUCCUCGCGGUCCUAGCACACCUGGAGGCGGCGCAGACACUAGCGGUGCUGCACGAUCAUGCAAGGAACAGGAGCGAGAGUGCUCCAAGUCACGGCGUCUCCGAGCGUAAGACGGGAGGGAAACGCAAGGCAUCGGAGGCAGAGCCGGACUCGUCGCAACCUCGGCCUCGUAAACGUGCGAGGGCGUCCAAAGCCGUGGAGACGAAAUCCCAGAGGGAAGGAGGUUGCAGCUACAUAGUACCAAUUGAGAAGCUCCCGGUCGGGCAGUGGCGGCCCGGGAACAAUGCAGAGAGACACCAUGCGCGCUUCCUGAACUGA
This is a messenger RNA of Dichomitus squalens LYAD-421 SS1, 669 nucleotides long. RefSeq lists its product as uncharacterized. Bases 1 to 669 code for a protein of 222 amino acids. The record is from RefSeq and is a predicted model, not a curated record. The transcript has 6 exons. NCBI's taxonomy places the organism in Eukaryota, Fungi, Basidiomycota, Agaricomycetes, Polyporales, Polyporaceae.